CCCCAACAAAAAAAAAAAAAAUGAUUGAGUGGUGGAGGAGGAGAAGAGGAAGAAGUUGGUUUUGCUCCAGAAGCUCAGUUCUGUGGCCUGCCAAGUCUACUCUUCUCAAGAUCAGUUCAUGCCUCAGUCCCAAUCACAGAGCUAAAGAAAAUGUGCCAGUUCUGAACAUGAGAAGUCCUCCGGCUCGGUUGGUGAUGACACGGGAACUCUUUCGUCUGUUUACAGGGAAUGCAAAUGGACUUGUGGUCCUCUACAAGGAUAUGGAGUCUUGUGGUGAAUAUGCAGACAUAAGAGUGUUAUGGGAGAUGGUUCAGUCUUCUCGGCCUCUAAGCUCCCAAACCACCGGAGCCAGGACCACCAAGAAUCACUGGAAGUUCUGUUUCAGGCCAUAUUACUGAAAAAAAAAAAAAAAAAGAAAGAUUGGUCGCAGCUGCCUGGGGCUCGGGAACUCAGUUAUGAAGUUUGAACCAUGCCAAUUGAAGAUAGGCAGCGCAGUAAUAUUUCGGUUCAGAUCUCGUGUAAAUCUAUCACAAGAAAGGAAUAGUUGUCUAGUGUACGAAGCUAUGUCCUGCUGAAUUGCUGUGAGUUUUCGUUGUUCCAGCAAAAAUUUUGAGCAAUAACUGUAGAAACUGAA
Messenger RNA from Punica granatum (pomegranate), 634 nucleotides. Lineage: Eukaryota; Viridiplantae; Streptophyta; Magnoliopsida; Myrtales; Lythraceae. The record is from RefSeq and is a predicted model, not a curated record.